Molecule: messenger RNA, 1174 nt
Organism: Aedes albopictus (Asian tiger mosquito)
Lineage: Eukaryota; Metazoa; Arthropoda; Insecta; Diptera; Culicidae
Exons: 2
Coding region: 372-605 (77 amino acids)
Source: RefSeq, a predicted model, not a curated record
GUCUGGUCACCUACUGUCAGUGUGUGGCACGAAUCGAACGAACGUGCGAAGCUUAUCAAAAUAUUCCGUGCCAGAAUAAUUUAUGCGGUUCCCGACGAAAUAGUGCCGUCGUCGUCUUCAAGAGUGAUAAAUUUAUUCGCGGUGACCUUAUCUCGCGCUCCUUUGCUACUCGAGCGGUGUCAUUGUAUGAUAAAUAACUAGAAAGAAUUCAAUUUUUCGAGGCAGAGGGCAAUUCUUACUUCGUGCUGUUUCCGUCGUCGCUGAGUCGUGCCGCAUCCGGAAAAGGAAAGUAGCGGAAUCGCCCUGUCCAGACACAACUAUUUUUGGGCGGGACCUACUUCUACCCCAUUAGCGGAAAACGACAGCCCACCAUGAUGAGACUGCUGGAUAAGGUUCUGACAUUCAUUAACUACUGGUGGUUCCGGUAUUUGAUGAUUACCGAGCUGUACAUGGUCGAGAGCUGGGAACGAGUGACGAUCCACGUAUUCUUAUUUGCACUCUUCAUGCUCCAGUGGUAUUUCAACUGCAAGGUCGUUCUCCCGUUCACCGGCAGCAUACUGGGGAUACAACCAAUCGACCAACAGCUGGCAUCUUUUCGAACGUAAUCUCCCCGACCUCUACUACCUGAGAGUUGUUCAAGUAUUCAAUUAAUUGUUCCAAAACCUAACCUAAGUUGACCUUUACGAUCCCCGCACGAGGGUUAUUCAACUGAGCAGAACCGAUUGGUAAUCUCUUCUUCUUCAAAAAAUGUAAGUGUACCUAGUUAAGGCAGAUAGACAUAUAAACCACAAUCGAAACAUAGAAUUAUCAUUGUGAAUCUGAACUAGUAGGCGACCAGAGAUAAAGCGUAAAGAAGAAAAAUAAGUAUGGCUAAGUGUGUAAAACAUAGUGCUUUCAACUGCACCUAAACCCCACUAAACCUCUAGAGGUACUUGGCAAAAAAAGAGAAGUCAAAAGAAGUCACUUUUUAUAGAUGUAAUCCAACGGAAACUCCGUAUCGAUAAGCGUGUGGCGCGACUGAAUGAAGCAAAAUGUAAGUGAGACAGCUUUCGGCAUAUACCCACAACAACACUCGCACACGAUAGUUGCAAAACCGAUCAAAUAAACCACUCGUGACUAAGGAGGCACUCGAUAUGCGGGAACCUCACUUGAACUGAGCUAAUAUCUAAUGGAA